AUGGAGCAACGGCAUGAGCGAAAUGAAGUCGACCAGUUUGGUUUCGACCCCGUUUCUCCAAAUACGCAUAUAGACGACCAAAACAAAGAACAGAAUACAACAAGCGACCACAGUGCCCGCAAAAUGCAGUAUCUCAGCGACGGGAUAUCCACGAAGCUGUCUCUUGAUGAGGCUAGUCCCACAGCUUGCCAAAGUACAACUUGA
Penicillium waksmanii is the source of this 204-nucleotide messenger RNA. RefSeq lists its product as uncharacterized. The transcript has a single exon. The coding region runs from base 1 to 204 and encodes 67 amino acids. The record is from RefSeq and is a predicted model, not a curated record. Lineage: Eukaryota; Fungi; Ascomycota; Eurotiomycetes; Eurotiales; Aspergillaceae.